CAGAGGGAGGGAGGGAGGGAGAGAGAGAGAGCGGUGAUGUAUGAGGCGAGGCAGGUGCUUUUUUCUCCUCUCCUCUUCCUGGAGUGCUCAUUUACAUUUUUGUCUCUGGUUCCUCUCUGGUUCCUCUGCGGUUCCUCCUCCUGGGUGAGAUGAUGGGAUCUCCAGUCGUUUCUCUCAUCCUCUCCUGCACUCUGCUGCUCUCCCUCUCAGUGUCUCGCUCUCAGACACACAACGACACGGAGCCUGUGGUUCUGGAGGGUAAAUGCCUGGUGGUGUGUGACUCGAAUCCGUCCUCUGAUGGGGGUGUCACGUCCUCGUUUGGGAUCUCGGUGCGCGCUCCAGGGGCAAAAGUGGCAUUCUCAGCCAUCAGAGGGACGAACCAUGAACCAUCCGAGAUGAGCAACAAGUCCAUGACCAUCUACUUUGACCAGGUUCUCGUCAACAUUGGCCAUCAUUUUGACCUGAAAGCAAGUGUGUUCCAGGCACCGAGACGUGGCAUUUACAGCUUCAGCUUUCACGUCGUCAAGGUCUACAACCGACAGACCAUCCAGGUGAAUCUGAUGCACAACGAAUACCCGGUCAUAUCUGCGUUCGCAGGAGAUCAGGAUGUGACACGUGAGGCGGCGAGUAACGGAGUUCUUCUUCUUCUGGAGCGAGAUGACCGACUCUACCUGAAGCUGGAGAGAGGAAACCUCAUGGGAGGAUGGAAAUAUUCCACAUUUUCUGGAUUUCUUGUCUUCCCGCUCUGAAUUCCACGUCAUUCAUGACGGAAUCCUGCUCCUUUUAAUCCCACUGUACUGCACAUUAAUGAAGGCUUCACAAAUGUGUGCACUGCAAGUGGAUUUAAGGAGCUCAGGGUUCUAAUUUAAAGCAGACAGCAGGUUGUUUUUCACUCUAAUCUCUUGGUACUGUAUCUUAAUGGAAGUCCACCCUGCCUUCACACCAGCUGGUGAAGAGUCUGUAAUGCUUGUGUAGUUUGUUUCUCGUAGGUGUAGUCUGUCCGCUAUUUUUGUUUUUAUUCCAGUAGUAGCUAUAUGGUAGCAUCUAAGUGUGGCCAGUUAAUGAAAUGAAAGCUUUGGCUUCAUUUACGUCUUACAUGUUGACUUUGUUCUCAGAUUAUUCAGACUGCUGCUUCACAUCAUAACUAAUGAUCACUGAAAUCACAGCUCCAUCACGUUGUGUGUGUGUGUGUACAGAAAAAAUGUAAAAGCAGCUGAUGUGUCAUUAAACAUUAAUUCUGUAAAGAGGUAAUAAUUUGUAGGUGUGUGUCUCUGGUGGCGAAGGAAUACCGCAGAACCUUCAGGAAAGUGUUAAGCAACCACAACUACUUUUUACUGUGUUAAUGGAAUGUUUGAAAUUUAAAGAUAAAAAUCAGAUUUGGUAAGCUUUCUUUCACAUCUGUCUGCUCCCGUAAGCCAUCUGCAGACUUUAAUUUAAUUUAAUUUUUCACAUAAUUUAAACAUUUACUCAGUAAAGUAGCCCAACAUCUGCCCUCAGACCUCCAGACAUCUUUUCUCAGCGGAUGGAGAUUAGAGUGAAAAAUGCUGGAGACCUCUUAAACGGCUUCAACUGGAGAACUUCCUAAUGACGUAAAGAACCUGGUGAUCAUCAAGGUUUUUGUGUCAUUAUCAGGUUUGAAACCAGACUCUUUAGGAAGCCAAAGGACAGGAGAUCCUGAUGAUCAUGGAGAGCAUAAGGACAUUAUCCAUUAGGAACUGUCAUGUUGUUUUAUCAAAAACAUCUUGUAAGUUUCACCUUUUUAAUUCUCUAAGAUUCAGGAUUUUAAAGCCUGAGGAACAUAAGUAUGUGUAAAGUAUUGUAAAGAGGCUUGUGCAUAAACACAGUGUAGGAAUGGGUUUGAAUAUUUUGUACUGAAAAGCACGGAUUCUGUUGCAUGCUAUUGGAUUUGUUCAGUGUUUCAGUUGUUUGAUUCACUCGUCAUCUUUAAUUAAUUAAACUAUACGCCCAUUAUACGACUUGAAAUAUAGAUAAAUGUAAAUAGCUGAUGAGUAUCAUGCCAAAAAAAAAGUCACUGACUAUUGUCAGCUUUAUUUCUCAGUAAACAGAACCACAAAUGCAACAAGGCUUAUAUUUGCUCUUGUUUUUUUCCCCAUUUAUAGACCAUAUAGAGAAUAAAACUUGACUUGAUCAUCUGUUUCCUUGUGAAGAAUGUCUUGUCUCAGAGUAUCAGCACUAGAAGAUCUGAACAUUCUGUAGUUUCUUUAUUCUAUUUAUCUUGUAACAAGUCAUUGUUUAGUUGUAUAUGUUUUAUGUAUAAAUUAUUAGUAUUAUUUUAGCAGUGCCACAAAGCUGUUUCUCAAAAUAGAAGUAAACAAAUUUAGUUAGCAGCUGAUGCUAAGCAUAAAUGAGGUGCCAUACAAACUUUAGCCAUACAAAGUAUUUUUUAGUGUUUUGCCAACUGUUUUGCCAACUGAUGUUUCAGAUCAGUUUGUGUCCCUUAUUACAGUCUCUAACCUUUUACAUGGUCUGUAAUAAAGAAUGCAUGCUAGCUAGCUAAAUUAUUUGCCUCAGUACACAACUAGCCUGGUUUCCCUGUUGCCUGGUUGCUUAGCAACAGCACUGUCUUGGCUUUAAUUUUUGAUUUUGUGUAUGUUAUAAAUCCAAGGAUAUUUAUUGGUUAGGAGAAAAUUUCUUUUUAUACAUUUUAUAUUUAUAUUUAGUUUAAUUAAAUUUAAUUAAAAAAACAACUUUGAUUUAUUUGUCAUCUGAUAAUUAGUGUAAUGUUCAGCAGAUAAGGAGCCUAUUUCUGAGCUCCUGUCAUAUCAGUAUCACACAUCGACUUAUAAACGGCAUAUGCUUCAUGUUUAUCAUUAAAAUAGAAAAUCCUGGAUUACAGAAGUGAAACCUUCCCAUCUGUAUUAAAACUGGAGAAAUGGGAGGAUAUUUCUAUUCCCUCGGUGAUGGCGUCAUGCUCUGAUUACGCUCUGACGUCUUGCCUUGCGAGGUUUUUUCAGAUUUCACUCAUUUAUUUGGUAGAUGACAGAAGUGCUGUGGUUUACUCAGUGUGAAGUCGAGCGGGCGCGUGAGUCAUGAAGAUAAUCAGGAUCGUCCUGAGACGUGAAGUGGAACUGAACUUGUCCUCUUUUUUGUUUGGAUUGCUUAAUGAGACUGAUGAGUCAGAUGUGACUGAUGUGUUCAGACAUAUCAAAUCCCAAACGGCUUCCUGUCCUUAGAAAUGCUCACAACACAGAGUAGAACAUAACAGCCAUGUCAACGCUACAUGGUGUUCAAACCCAAUUAGAGAUUCAGAAAAAAAGAAAAGGUAUAAAUUUAAUUACUAUUUUUAGAUCAUCAGUAGAUCUGAAACAGUCGCUUCAUGAAGACUAGAUAGACUACAUGAACAUUAUGAAAACUGAAACAUUGAUUCGGUCACGUACCAAAUGACAAACACAGGAAAUCCAUUUUUUACAGAACAAACUCAGUUUUGAAACCAAGUACAACGAAGUUUGAAAGCAGUCAGGAAAAAAUCAGAUUGGAGCUCCUUUUCUGUUUUAGAUUGUAGAAAACCCUUCCUGCUCAAUUCAGAUAUUCCAAUCAAUAUCUGUUGUGUUAAAUCUCUUACAUUACUUUCAGACUCGAAUCAGAAGUGAAUCACAUUCUUGCUGUGCUGUGUGAACAUAGACUGGAUGUGACAUGUUGUUAAAAACUGUUGUUAAAAAAAAGAUCCAGUACAGGUACAAAAAACAAAUCUGCCUAUGAUCAGAUUUUUCCAGAAUAUGCUGUUUGAGAAAAAGUUUCUCUGCAUUAAUCUACAAGGUUUCAGAUCACAAUUUAAUUUCUGAACAUUUCAGACUAAUUUGGGUCAAAAUGAAUUUCAUGAGUAUUAAUUUUCUACAUUUUUUGACUGUUACUACGACAACCAUUGUGAAGCACAUGUGAGUGUAAAUAUAUACAAAUCUGAAUGGUUUACUUAAUAAAAGUUUACACACAGCUAAAAUAGCUCAGACCUGCUGAAGUAAUGCAGAUUUAAUGUAAGAAAAGCGUCUUGAUUUUCUCCUGCAUUUUUUAUAAAUCGCUAAAUUCCUGACGAGAAUAUAAUACAAAUCGAUUCUUAAGCUGCAGGAAACGACUCUGUGUUUCACACCAGGCUCUGAAGGCUGUUUACUGAUCAGGCUGUGAUUUCGAAUAAUGGAAUAAAAUGCUAAAGAUUUAUUUAUUGUUC
Tachysurus fulvidraco (yellow catfish) is the source of this 4183-nucleotide messenger RNA. RefSeq names its product cerebellin 2a precursor (gene cbln2a). Bases 150 to 749 code for a protein of 199 amino acids. The transcript has 3 exons. Gene Ontology annotation, molecular function: protein binding. Lineage: Eukaryota; Metazoa; Chordata; Actinopteri; Siluriformes; Bagridae. The record is from RefSeq and is a predicted model, not a curated record.